This is a messenger RNA of Drosophila rhopaloa, 1739 nucleotides long. RefSeq names its product serine incorporator 1 (gene TMS1). Lineage: Eukaryota; Metazoa; Arthropoda; Insecta; Diptera; Drosophilidae. The transcript is spliced from 7 exons. Bases 105 to 1502 code for a protein of 465 amino acids. Gene Ontology annotation, cellular component: membrane. The record is from RefSeq and is a predicted model, not a curated record.
GUGGGUAGCCCAGCUCUAGCUCAUAUUUUCACAAACAAAGAUUUGUUUAAUUUAAUAAAAACGCAAUUUGACGAAAGUGAAAACCUAACUACAUCUCGGCGACAAUGGGAGCUGUUUUGGGCCUUUGCUCGGCCGCCCAGUGCGCCAUGUGCUGCGGAGGCACUGCAGCCAGCAUGUGCUGCUCCGCCUGUCCCAGUUGCACCAACGCCUCCUCCUCGCGUUUCAUGUACGCCUUCAUCUUACUGGUUGGCACUGUUCUGGGGGCAAUUGCCCUGUCUCCAGGAUUGCAGGACACGUUGAAGAAGCUGCCUUUCUGCAUCAAUUCGACCUCCACGUACAGCUCCAAGACACUUGACACUUUUUCGGGAGGAUCUCUGCAAGUCGACUGCGAAUAUGCUCUGGGUUAUAUGGCUGUCUAUAGGAUUUGCUUUGGAAUGGCCUGCUUUUUCGCUUUAAUGUCGCUGAUUAUGCUGGGGGUGAAGAGCUCCAGGGAUCCGCGAUCCCACAUCCAGAACAACUUUUGGCCCCUGAAAUUCCUGAUCUGCUUUGGCGCUGCAAUUGGUGCGAUCUUCAUACCGGAUGGAUCCUUUGGUCCUGCCAUGAUGUGGGUGGGUCUUAUAGGUGGCCUGGCCUUCAUACUCGUACAGCUGGUCAUUAUUGUAGAUUUCGCGCAUUCGCUGGCGGAGAAUUGGAUAGAGAGCGCUGAAAACAGUCGUGGUUAUUAUUAUGCCUUAGCCGGGGUCACUCUCUUGGGUUAUAUCUUAUCGCUGACUGGGAUUACUCUGCUUUAUAUCUACUUCACCACUAGCACUGGCUGCGGCAUCAACAAGUUCUUUAUCUCCAUUAAUCUCAUCUUUUGUUUGGUGAUCAGCGUUAUAUCGAUUUUGCCAGCUGUGCAGGAGCGUUUGCCCCAUUCCGGUCUAUUGCAGAGCUCCUUGGUUACCUUAUACACGGUUUAUCUGACCUGGUCCGCAGUGGCCAACAAUCCGGAAAAAGAAUGCAAUCCCGGAAUGUUUGGAAUGAUGGAGGGUUUCGGCAAUGCCACCACCACUGUGGCUCCGCCCAGCCACAACUCCAGGGUUACUUUCGACACCACCAACAUCAUUGGACUGGUUGUGUGGCUUCUGUGCAUCCUCUACAACUGCAUCAGUUCGGCGGUGGAGGUUUCAAAGAUCACCCAUGAUAAUAGCGAGAAGCGUGUUUUAACAGAAGCUCUAUCAGACACAGAGGCCGGCCCGGAUGCCAAUGGAAAGCCGAGCACGGACAACGAGACCGAGGGCGUCACCUAUUCCUGGUCCAUGUUCCACGUGGUCUUCGUCUGCGCCUCGCUCUACGUUAUGAUGACCCUGACCAACUGGUACAAACCCAACUCGGAUAUUGAGCUGUUCAACGGCAACGAGGCUUCCAUGUGGGUUAAGAUCAUCUCCAGUUGGCUGGGUGUCUUCAUUUAUGGCUGGAGCCUUGCAGCCCCCAUAAUCCUCACAAAUCGCGACUUUAGUUAGGCGCUUUAAUUGUAUUAAUUGUCUAGGAAUGGUGCUUAACCGAGCAAAACGAGAAUGCCAAAAUGGAACGAAGAGAAAUUAGUUUCUGAAGCUAAUGAAGAUUAAUCAAACAUAAUUUUGACUCUUAUUGUGGUGUCACUCAUUGAUCUUAUUCUCAAAUUGCAAAAGUUAUUAAUAUAUAUAAAAAAUAAUCUAUCCGUAUUAAAUAUAUACAGAAUACAACAGAACUUAACCAAA